AUGCAAAAAUAUUUUGAAAAAAUAUAUUUUACUGUUUUAUGUGAUAAUAUUCAUAUGGAAUCACCUAUAUUAUUUAAUAAAGAAAAAAUUAAUGGUAAAGGAUUAGCAGAAAAAAAUUUUUUUAUAAAAACAAAUAAAGAUAAUGAAUUGAAUGUGAUUUUAAAAAAUAAUGAAAAAAGAAUUAAUUGCCUUUUAAUUAUACUUAAUAAUGGAAGAAAACUUUUAGAUCAAAUAAAAAAUGAAAGAAAGACAAUAUUAAAAAUGAAUAAAAUUCCUGAUAAUUAUUUAUGGUUUAAAUCAAAUGUUAUACAUGAAGAAAUAACAUUUGAUAAAAAAAAUAUUAUAUAA
Messenger RNA from Strongyloides ratti, 348 nucleotides. RefSeq lists its product as hypothetical. NCBI's taxonomy places the organism in Eukaryota, Metazoa, Nematoda, Chromadorea, Rhabditida, Strongyloididae. The transcript has a single exon. The record is from RefSeq and is a predicted model, not a curated record. Bases 1 to 348 code for a protein of 115 amino acids.